AUGGCCAAUUACAAAAAUGUAACUCAUUGUUUGUUUGACAUGGAUGGACUGCUAAUUGAUACAGAGUAUCGUUACACGGAAGCGUACAACAAAGUAUUGAAUAAAUACGGUAAAAAUUUCUCAUGGGAGUUAAAAGCUUCAAUAAUGGGAUUCCACUUCAAUGAAGCUGCUAAAAGAGUAGUCGAGUUCCUGGAACUCCCAAUAACACCCGAGGAAUUGAUGGACCAAGUUACACCUUACUACGACAUACUGUUUCCUGACAGCCAGCUGAUGCCAGAUUCUGAAAGCGUGUACAAGACAAUAUACAAUAAAAUAAUAUCGAAAUUCGGGCACAAUUACGAAGGUGAAGUGGUAUUCCAAGUUCUAGGACGUCCUGAGGCAGUAGGAAUAAAUCUUAUUAUCGAUUAUUUCAAACUACCCUUGAGUUUCGAAGAGCAACAAAUUUAUCGAAUUCAAAAUGUCAUGUACCACUUUUUGAAUCUGCUGUCUUCACGAGCUGAGCGACUGUUAAGACAUUUAGUUAAGCACAACAUUCCGAUUGCCCUGGCAACUAGUUCCAGUGAGAAAAGCUACGAGCUAAAGACUAGAAAGCUAAAACCCUUUUUUGAACUUUUCCAUCACCGUGUGCUAGGAGGCUCGGAUCCGGAUGUUAAACACGGAAAACCCGCGCCAGAUAUAUUUUUAGUUGCCGCGAGUCGAUUCUCUGACUCAAAUCCCGUUCAGCCGUCUCAGGUUUUGCAGUGGCUAGUUGUUUUAGCUUCUGAAGAAUUUCUUCUGACUCAGGAUUAA
Molecule: messenger RNA, 789 nt
Organism: Cotesia congregata
Lineage: Eukaryota; Metazoa; Arthropoda; Insecta; Hymenoptera; Braconidae
Source: the annotation of a GenBank genome assembly